CCACACAUCUCAAAGGCUUGGAAUCCCUCCAUCCCCGGUCCCGAACCUCCUCCGCGACCGGAGGCACCGCAUCUCGCUCCCUCCUGAAAUCCCGACAUGGGAAGCAAGAAGAAAUCGAAGCCGUGCAGGAGCAAGAAGAAGGCCAAGACCAGCGCCGACCAGGCCCAGGCCCUAGACUACGUCCGCGCCUGGGCGCACCUCGCGCCCCCGGAACCCUCGGCGGCCGAUGCUGACACUGACGACUUCCUGCCGGCUCAGGCUGCGCGCGGCGGCGGUGGCGGCGACGUGCUGUUUGAGCUUCACUCCCACUCAAACCACAGCGACGGCUUCCUCUCCCCCACCGCGCUCGUCGAGCGCGCCCACCGCAACGGGGUGAAAGCUCUUGCCCUAACAGAUCACGACACUAUGGCUGGCAUACCAGAAGCUGUUUCAGCAGCUUCCAAGUUCGGCAUUAGAAUAAUUCCUGGAGUUGAAAUCAGUGCGCUGUAUAAUCCAAGGGAAGUUGCCGGUGCUGGUGAGCCUGUUCAUAUCCUUGCAUACUAUGGUACAUGCGGUCCAUCAAGAUAUGAUGAGUUGUACAGCAUGCUAUUGAACAUCAGAGAUGGGAGAUACUUACGUGCAAAGAAUAUGCUGGCAAAGCUAAAUAGACUCAAGGUGCCGAUAAAGUGGGAGCAUAUAACUAAAAUUGCUGGUGAGGGAGUGGCACCUGGUCGAUUGCAUGUAGCAAGGGCUAUGGUUGAAGCAGGUUAUGUAGAGAAUGUAAGGCAAGCGUUCAACAAGUAUCUUGGUGAUGAUGGCCCUGCAUAUGCCAGAGGAAGUGAACCAUUUGCUGAGACUGUUGUGCAGUUAAUUAGUCGUACUGGGGGUAUAUCUGCACUUGCUCAUCCUUGGUCAUUGAAGAACCCGGAUGCAGUAAUCAGGUCUUUAAAAGGUUCUGGCCUUAAUGGUAUGGAGGUCUACAGAAGUGAUGGAAAGGUUGAUGGCUUUAGUGAAUUAGCCGAGAAGUAUGGACUUCUGAAACUUGGAGGUUCAGAUUUCCACGGAAGAGGCGGGAAAGAUGAAUCUGACAUUGGCACUGUCAAGCUUGCUAUUACAACUUUGUGCUGUUUCUUGAAGAUGGCUAGGCCUAUCUGGUCGACUGCUAUGAAGGACAUCCUACUUAAAUUUGCAGAGGAGCCAUCUUCUGCAAAUCUAGGAAACAUUAUUAAGUUUGGACAACUUACCAAUGCUGAUGCUUUUUCUCCAAUAAACACUGGUAUUGAUGUUGUUGAUUUCUGCUUAUCUUCAUGGUCAAGCAAUGAUGACAUGGAAGAUGUUGAACUGGAGGAGGUAAGACUGAAGCUGGCCCAUUAUGCAGCAGAAAGAUGACAUCAACUACAAAGCCAUCUUGAGCAAUGUUCUCCCCCUUGUUGCAACUCAAUAUCUGUGUUUCGCCUUUUCCUUUGCAGCCGAUUCGAACUAAUAUGUUUCUUCACUAGUUGAUGACCUUGUUGAAAGUAGGUAUGCUGAAUCUGGUGGUCUUUGACAUUUUAAUCAAGAAUGUAUAUUUCUCUAUGAUAAUUUAAGCAUGCAACAUUAAAAUGAUGUGCGUAGAAUCAGAGCAUAUCAUCGCAUCAGUAAACUGUUCCUUAAAUGAGUCGGUCAUCAUCUGUCCAUAAGCAUAGGAAUGAAUUGCGAAUCUCUUUUCUCC
Messenger RNA from Setaria italica (foxtail millet), 1690 nucleotides. RefSeq names its product 5'-3' exoribonuclease. The transcript is spliced from 5 exons. The record is from RefSeq and is a predicted model, not a curated record. Gene Ontology annotation, molecular function: 5'-3' DNA exonuclease activity; 5'-3' RNA exonuclease activity. The coding region runs from base 97 to 1368 and encodes 423 amino acids. NCBI's taxonomy places the organism in Eukaryota, Viridiplantae, Streptophyta, Magnoliopsida, Poales, Poaceae.